Messenger RNA from Anneissia japonica, 4694 nucleotides. RefSeq names its product acid-sensing ion channel 1-like. Bases 194 to 1399 code for a protein of 401 amino acids. The record is from RefSeq and is a predicted model, not a curated record. Gene Ontology annotation, biological process: sodium ion transport. Gene Ontology annotation, molecular function: sodium channel activity. Gene Ontology annotation, cellular component: membrane. Lineage: Eukaryota; Metazoa; Echinodermata; Crinoidea; Comatulida; Comatulidae. The transcript is spliced from 6 exons.
AUCAGACUUCGUUGACGACGUUGACGAUGUAAUCAACUCUAAUAGCCAGCUACCAUGUGGUGAUAUUAGAUUUCUCGGUGAUUUGACAAAGAGCCACUACAAACAUUAUUUGAAGUAAAUUGUUUUUUGCAAAUUUAGUAACCAGCUUGUGUUUGGACAGUUUCAUCUAUUUUUCUGAAUCUUUAUUUACAACAUGAGCGCCCAAAGAACCUCAGAAGUGGAUCCAACCUUCAAUGUUAGUCGGAAAAUAAUUUCAACAGGUAAUUCCGUCAUAGGGAAAGAAAACACAUUGAAAUCCUUUGUUGAUGACUUGUGCACGUUUACUGGUGAAACAUCACUGCAUGGGAUACGUUUUGUCGGUAACAAGUCAAUUCGCAUUGCUAGAAGGUGUUUUUGGAGUAUUUUAGUCACUUCAGCGUUAUGCACACUGGGGUACUUAUUGAGAAAAAGCGUAGUAUACUACCAAUCGCUUCCAGUUGCUACUAAGAUUUCGAUUGAUCGCAAUUCAGAGGUUGGUUUUCCGGCCGUUACGUUUUGUAACUACAAUCAAUUUCGAAAGUCACGGAUGACGCCCGACGAGAAGGCCUUACUCCAUGGCUAUCACAACGAUAUUUCGUCGAAUUAUUCCCAGAUAAACGACUGGAACAUGACGGAGAUAUUCUACCGAUCUAGUCACCCUAUUGAAGACAUGCUUCUGUUAUGUUUAUGGAAAACUAUUUCACCAUGUGGUCCUGAAAAUUUUACAACUCAGAUAUAUGAUUUUGGAGUAUGCUACACUUUUAAUGGUAUUGCAAAUGACAUCACUCUAAAUGUAUCAAAUGCUGGUGUUUCCAGUGGAUUGAUUUUAUUAAUUAAUAUUAACGAGACAGAAAAUACCGGUGAUAGAUACGGAAUCGCAGGAAUUAAGAUGAUGGUACAUCCCUCCAACGAGCGACCUCUAGUGCAGGCAUUUGGAUUCUCAAUAGCGCCAGGUUUUCAUGCAGACGUAGCACUAAGGAACGUUCAGGUAAAAUAUUACCGUUUUGUAAGCGAUGAUGACGUAAAGUGUGAUUGUCCGGUUGCGUGUGACCAUACUGCCUAUCAUUCCCGUAUCUCAACUGCACUUUGGCCGGACACUACUGCUAUCAAAAGACUUGAAAAGACGCAUGGAUAUACUAAAGAAUACAUAAGAGAAAACAUACUUCAAGUGAGAAUUUAUUUUGAAGAUUUAGAUGUGGAGGUUACAGAACUAGUCUCAUCAUACUCUGGUAUACAGUUACUUUCUGAAAUAGGUGGUAAUAUGGGUCUACUUUGUGGAAUGAGUUUGAUCACAUUAGUUGAAUUUGUGGACUUCGCAUUUUUCUCUUUGAUGCAACGAAUAUUCGGAAAUAAAAAGAAGAUUCGUCCUACUACAAAAUAAUUUAAUCGUGAUAUAUUGGAACCAGAGAAGCUGGAAUUGAAGUAAUGACCGUGGCAGCAGAAGGCGUACAACGACUGCACAGGUGUGGUUAACGAUCACAAAAUAAACAAUCAAUGAUUAUACUUUACUCAAAAAGUAAAUUUUAUAUAUUUCCUACUUUUUGUUUGACAUAAGAACACCUAUUGCGAUAUGUGAUAUAUACAUGCACAUAUCAAUAUAUAUUUUUCAAUAAUUAUGUAACACUAUUCGCAGGUAUAGAUUAUAGUUAUAUUAACGAUACUCAGGUUUGUGUUUAUUUUAUACACCUAACAACACAAUACUAAAGCUGCAUUCCAGUAUUUAGAAGCGUGUAUCGAGAGUCAUAAUGAUUUAUUUUUAAAUUAAUCUUUCACACAAGUGUAUACUUUGAAAAGCAAAAGUGCGUCCGGAACAGAAAGCUUAAAGACAUAUGGUUUCAAGAUAUAUUAAAUUCAAAGAACAACUAAAACCCAAAACCGCUUAAACAAGAUAAUUUAGGUUAAAACCUUCACCUUGUUGCGUAAUAACCUUUACGAAAAAAAAAAGUACUUAAUGGUAUUUAUGUACGUUUGUAGCCUUUUUUCCAAUGUAAAAAAAAUCUUUGAAACAUUUUGUCAAUGAGAGAAAAGCACACAGACACACACAGAACCACCCCAGACACACAGACACACUCUAUUGUACCUUUCACCUUUCUAAUAAAGAGGCGAGAGUAAUUAAUCUCUUUUUCCCUCCCCUUACUUCUCUUCAAAUGUUACCCCUCUCCUCCAAAUAAAACUGUCCUACACUUUAUCCUGUACUUUCAAAAACAAUACAAAAUGCUAAGUAUCUUUCUUCCUUCUUCUAUCUCUAAAAAUUGCUAUCAUUUACCCCUUCUUAUUUAUCGAUAAACAACUAUGAAUGUCAAUAAAAUCGAAUAAAAUUAAGAAAAUACAGUUUCUAUUAUGUUAGGCUAUAACUAGAACAUAGAAAAACAUUCCUUCCCCACAUCGGGUAGGUAAUGCAGAAUUACCUGCUUAUAAGAAUAUGAAGGACCAGAAUUAUAACAAAGUAAACUGCUGCAAUAACAUUAUGGAGAUUGUUUCCAUCAGUAUUUGUAGUUUGGAGCUACCAUGCAAAGAGAAUCUAAAAAACCCCUCCGUUUAAAUUUGAUAUAGAGGACUAAAUUUGUAAUUUUCUUUAACUUUAUAGUUUAUUCAAAGACCUAUAUCGCUGUUAUUUAGUUGAGAGAUUAAAAUUUUUAAAUACAAUUAUUUGUCUAAAAUAGAAAUGGGAACAUUUUAAGCAAUUAACAUUUUAUUAAAAAUGUUAGUUUAUAGUCCAACUACCUAAAUCACACAAUAUCUAGAUUAGGUUUUCAGCUUUAACAUAAAACAUUAAAAUGCUAAAUAGAAAUUCCAGUUGCAUUUUCAAAAAACAAAUGAUCAGAUGAAAUCAAUUUAAAAUUAGGACAUGUAUAUAAUAAUGUACUGUACUUUACAUCAUUUGAACGUUUGUUUAAAAAAAUACACGUCAAUUAUACAUUGUAAUCGAAUAUGGUACGAACCAUCUAUAUUUGAUUUAUUUGUGAACGCAUAUUUAUUAUCUUUUAACGGAUAUUUUGCAUCUUUAUAAUAUUUCUGUAUAUACAAUUGUGAAAUGUAUUUUACGUUUUGUGUAGAAUAACUGGACUAAGGCAACAAGUUUAGUGCCACCAUCGGUGAUACCGCCACUAUUAGUGAGUUUUAUCAUUUAUUCAUCGUCGAAUCAGAUUAAUUGUUUCAAAUUAGCACCACCAUAUUUUUAAUUUAUCUUUAUUACUAUUAUUAUAUAUUUUAUUAUAAAUUGUUACUAAAAUAGUGGGAGCCGGUGGGCCCAGUAAUUACGUUCUCGGUCUCUCAAAUUUAAGGUUGCAGAUUCGAACCUUUGUUAUAAAUUGCGCUUGGUGACCUUGGGCAAGGCACUAAAACUACGUUAGUUUUUUUCUCUACCCAAGAAUAUAAAUUUGUACCUGGUUUGAUGAUUUAGCAUUGAAUGUAUUAGUUUGUAUCAGUAUGAAAUUACAAGCACGACUAGGAAUACGUCCAGGGAAUGUUUUGUAUCUUUAUAAUAUUUCAGCACAUACAAUUAUGAAAUGUAUUUUAAGUUAGAAACUCGUUCAUAUAAUUUUAACAGAUUUUUGUAGAAUAACUGGACUAAGGCAACAAGUUUAGCGCCACCAUCGGUGAUACCGCCACUAUUAGUGAGUUUUUUCAUUUAUUCAUCGUCGAAUCAGUUUAAUUGUUUCAAAUUUGCACCACCAUAUUUACUUUUCACAAUAAUUAUUACUAUUAUUAUAUAUUUUAUUAUAAUUUGUUACUAAAAUAGUGGGAGUUAGUGCACCCAGUAAUUGCGUUCUUGGUUUCUCAAUUUUAAGGUUGCAGAUUCGAACCUUUGUGUUGUGCGUGUUAUGCGUUUGGUGACCUUGGGCGUUAGUCUCUUUCUCUAACGCCCAAGGUCUCUUUCUCUACCCAAGAAUAUAAAUUUGUACCUGGUUGAUGAUUUAGCGUUGAAUGUAUUAGUUUGUAUCGGUAUGUAAUUACAAGCACGACUAGGAAUACGUCCAGGGAAUGGAAGAAGUUCCACUUUGCGCUAGUUUGCUAAUUAUGAUUGUUCCAAAGGCACAAAUAAGGCACCGUAUAAACGCCUAUAUAUUACAUAUUAUUAUUAAUAAUUUAAUUUGUGGUUGUUUACGUCACAGUAAUAAAUACUUUGUUGAUUUUUACCGCAAGGUCUUGCACUUGGGUUGAAUUAGUAGGCAAGCAGAUCAGAUUAGAUGCUUUUUUCGGGUUGAGGUGGAAAUGGAAUUACUUUCGGUAAUAUUGAUAUUUACUGAAAAUAUAGGUUUUGAAAAGUUCAAAACUCAAAAUUACCGAUAAUCCAUUUGAGGAACACCUCCAAAUGAAGCAUUCAAAAUGUGAUUACCAUAAUUUGUUUAAUAGUGCAAUUUACCUUUAGUCUCUGCUGUAUUAAAAUAAUAAUUUCUCUUCUAGCAAAAUCAGUCAACAUUUAGGGAUGCUGCCCGUGCUCCCUUAAGAUACCAAAGUACAAGGAAAUGACCCCCUUUGAUUCUUAAUUCUCAUUGGUCAAAUGACACGUAAUCUUAUUCAAGCAUCAAUUAGAUAGAAUGGGAUGUGGUAACUUAAAUAAAAUUCUUACUUAAGUUCUAGCAUUAAUCUAAGUAACACUUCAUCUGUAAUUUUGUAUCUAGUAAACAUAUAUGUAUUGUUUGAUCAAUUCUGCAAUAAAAUACUUUACUCUA